AUGACUUGCAUACAGGUCUGUCUCCUCUCCUACGGCUACUUCCAAGAGCUCAUCAUGACCGGGACGUGGGGCAACGACAAGAUCGGCGGCACUCAGAUCAGCUCUCUCUUCCUCGUCAUGUGCAACCGCAUCACGUCGAUGGGCAUCGCCGUGCUCGCCAUCAUGAUCAAGAGGGACACGCUGAUGCCCGCGGCGCCGCUUACGGCGUACUGCGCGAUCGCUUUCUCGAACAUGAUGGCGACGACGUGCCAGUAUGAGGCGCUACGGUACGUGAGUUUUCCGACGCAGACGCUGGGAAAGACAGCGAAGAUGAUACCGGUCAUGAUAUGGGGAACAUUUCUUGCUCGAAAAAAGUAUAAGCUAAAGGACUAUCUGGUGGCAGCGGGAGUGACGACGGGGACAACUUUAUUCUUGCUGACGGGGCCUGUAUCGGCGAAGCACUCGAAAGACUCGAGGACGACGGCGAUGGGAGCCGUGAUCAUGGCGAUGUAUCUGUUCUUUGACGGCUUCACGUCGACGGUACAGGAGCGGCUGUUCAAGGACCGUAAGCAGGUGUCGACCUGGAACCAGAUGCUGUACGUUGGGCUGCUGUCGGCGUUGGUGACGGGCUGGGGUCUCAUGGGGGAGGAGGAGUACCGCCGUACGACGCGAACUUGUGCAGGAGGAGGAGGAGGAGAGGAGGGGGCGGGAGAGGCUGAGAGGGGGGAGCAGAUCUUCAUCCUGCUGAUGAUCCGAGACUUCGGGGCGCUGCUGUUCGCGACGGUGAUGACGACGAGGCAGUUCCUGUCGAUCCUGCUGUCGUGCAUCAUCUUCCUGCAUCCGUUGUCAGGGGGGCAGUGGGUUGGGACGUGUCUUGUCUUUGGGUGCCUUUACAUGAAGACAGCGUUCCAUGUCUGGAAGAAAUGA
This is a messenger RNA of Guillardia theta CCMP2712, 906 nucleotides long. RefSeq lists its product as hypothetical. Gene Ontology annotation, molecular function: 3'-phosphoadenosine 5'-phosphosulfate transmembrane transporter activity. NCBI's taxonomy places the organism in Eukaryota, Cryptophyceae, Pyrenomonadales, Geminigeraceae. The transcript is spliced from 7 exons. Bases 1 to 906 code for a protein of 301 amino acids. Gene Ontology annotation, cellular component: endoplasmic reticulum membrane; Golgi membrane. Gene Ontology annotation, biological process: transmembrane transport. The record is from RefSeq and is a predicted model, not a curated record.